AUGUUCCACUAUUUAAAGGGUGACUACAAAGAAGAUGGAGACUCACUUUUUACAGGGACUCAUGUGGAAAAGAUAAGCAGUAAUGGGGACAAGUUACUUGUGGGGCGAUUCCAGCUGGAGACAAGCAAAUUUUUCACAAUGAAAAUAGCCAUUGGAAUAAGCUCCCUGGGUGGCCUAAGGCGUGCAGUUGCCAGUAUAGCAGGUCUUGAGGCAUACAAGUACAUGAAAUAUGAAGGAGGAGUGCAUCGUGUUCAGCGGGUACCCAAGACAGAAAAACAAGGACGCAUCCACACCAGCACAAUGACUGUUGCAAUAUUACCCCAACCCACUGAGAUGAGGCUGCAAAUUAAUCCAAAAGACCUGCGGAUAGAGACAAAGCGAGCCAGUGGAGCUGGAGGCCAGCACGUCAAUACUACCGACAGUGCCGUACGGAUAGUUCAUAUUCCAACAGGGAUUGUGUCUGAAUGUCAGCAAGAAAGAUCUCAAAUUAGAAACAAAGAGAAGGCCAUGCAAAUGCUGUGUGCUAAACUAUACAGUGCCAAACUGGAAGAAGAAAACAAAAAGAGAAACAGUGUUCGAAAGAUUCAAAUUGGGACUAAAGGAAGAUCAGAGAAGAUCAGAACAUACAACUUUCCGCAGGACCGGAUUACUGACCACAGGAUAAGCAGAUCAGUGCACCAUAUUGAGUGUUUCAUGCUAGGGGGAGAAAUGCUAGAUGAAAUGAUACAAACUCUGAGAGAAUAUGCUGAUUAUGAAUCUUUAAUGGAAAUUAUUUCAGAAAAUGAAAAAAAGAAUCCAUCCUGAAGAUUGCUCUUUGUCAGCCCAUUACAACAGUUGGAAACAUUUGUCUGCAAAGGAGCUUCUUGGAGCACCACAUAGAGAAUGCGACUGUUUUUUUUCAACUGUCAUGAAAGACACCACAACUUCUUUCCUCAUGACUGAUAAACAGUUUUCUUACUUGCUGAAUAAAA
Messenger RNA from Merops nubicus (carmine bee-eater), 971 nucleotides. It is a transcript of the gene MTRF1L, whose product is annotated as mitochondrial translational release factor 1-like. The transcript is spliced from 5 exons. Bases 1 to 804 code for a protein of 267 amino acids. The record is from RefSeq and is a predicted model, not a curated record. NCBI's taxonomy places the organism in Eukaryota, Metazoa, Chordata, Aves, Coraciiformes, Meropidae. Gene Ontology annotation, biological process: translational termination. Gene Ontology annotation, molecular function: translation release factor activity.